GGGUGCAUUCAGCCCUGCCCGCGGUCCUCAGCUCCCGGCGCCGGAUCGCUGCUCGCUCACUUCGCUGCCGCUGCCGCCGCCGCCGCCGCCCCCGCCGCGCCUCCGUCCCCGGACUCGGAGAUCCUAACGAUGGCAGAGGCUCACCAGGCCGUGGCCUUCCAGUUCACGGUCACUCCCGACGGCAUCGACCUGCGGCUGAGCCAUGAGGCCCUGAAGCAGAUCUACCUGUCCGGACUCCACUCCUGGAAGAAGAAGUUCAUCCGAUUCAAGAAUGGCAUCAUCACUGGCGUGUACCCGGCGAGUCCCUCCAGUUGGCUCAUCGUCGUGGUGGGCGUGAUGUCCACCAUGUAUGCCAAGAUCGACCCCUCGAUGGGGAUAAUUGCGAAGAUCAACCGGACCCUGGACACGACGGGCAGCAUGUCCAGCCAGACGAAGCACGUGGUGAGCGGCGUGCUGUUCGGCACGGGCCUCUGGGUGGCCCUGAUCUUCACCAUGCGGUACUCCCUCAAGGUGCUGCUGUCCUACCACGGCUGGAUGUUCGCCGAGCACGGCAGGAUGAGCCGGGCCACCAAAGUCUGGAUUGGGAUGGUCAAGCUCUUCUCAGGCCGGAAACCCAUGCUGUACAGCUUCCAGACGUCCCUGCCGCGCCUGCCCGUGCCCGCCGUGAGGGACACCGUGAGCAGGUACCUGGACUCGGUGAAGCCCCUCAUGAAGGAAGCCGACUUUAAGCGGAUGACGGCUCUCGCCGAAGAUUUUGCCGUCAGCCUCGGGCCGAAGUUGCAGUGGUAUCUGAAGUUAAAAUCCUGGUGGGCCACCAACUACGUGAGCGACUGGUGGGAGGAAUACAUCUACCUGCGCGGACGGGGGCCGCUGAUGGUCAACAGCAACUACUACGCCAUGGAUUUGCUGUACGUGUUGCCCACGCACAUCCAGGCCGCCAGGGCGGGCAACGCCAUCCACGCGAUCCUGCUGUACAGGCGCAAGCUGGACCGGGAGGAGCUCAAACCGAUUCUCCUUCUGGGCUCCACAGUCCCGCUCUGCUCCGCGCAGUGGGAGCGGAUGUUCAACACGUCCAGGAUCCCAGGGGAGGAGACGGACACCAUCCAGCACGUCAGGGACAGCAGGCACAUCGUCGUGUUCCACAAGGGCCGCUACUUCAAGGUCUGGCUGUACCACGACGGCCGGCUGCUGCGGCCCCGCGAGCUCGAGCAGCAGAUGCAGCGGAUCCUGGACGACCCGUCGGAGCCUCAGGCCGGGGAGGCCAAGCUGGCGGCCCUCACUGCGGGAGAAAGGGUGCCCUGGGCCCGGUGCCGCCAGGCCCACUUCGCGCGUGGGAAGAACAAGCAGUCGCUGGACGCCGUGGAGAAGGCGGCCUUCUUCGUGACGCUGGACGACACCGAGCAGGGCUACCGGAAGGAGGACCCCGGCGCGUCCCUGGACAGCUACGCCAAGUCCCUGCUCCACGGCCGCUGCUUCGACAGGUGGUUUGACAAGUCCUUCACGUUUAUUGUCUUCAAAAACGGGAAGAUUGGCAUGAACGCCGAGCACUCCUGGGCCGACGCGCCCAUCGUGGGGCACCUCUGGGAGUACGUCUUGGCCACCGACAGCUUCCAGCUGGGCUACCUGGAGGAUGGGCACUGUAAAGGGGACACGAACCCGAGUAUCCCACCCCCCACCCGGCUGCAGUGGGACAUCCCGGAGGAGUGUCAGGAGGUGAUAGAGACGUCCCUGAGCAGCGCCAACCUCCUGGCCAACGACGUGGACUUCCACUCCUUUCCAUUCGACACUUUCGGGAAGGGGCUGAUCAAGAAGUCCCGCACCAGCCCGGACGCGUUCGUGCAGCUGGCCCUGCAGCUGGCGCACUACAAGGACAUGGGCAAGUUCUGCCUCACGUACGAGGCGUCCAUGACCCGGCUCUUCCGAGAGGGGAGGACGGAGACCGUGCGAUCCUGCACCGUGGAGUCCUGCGACUUUGUGCUCGCCAUGGCGGACCCCUCCCAGACGAUGGAGCAGAGACUGCGGUUGUUCAAGAUCGCGUCGGAGAAGCACCAGCACAUGUACCGCCUGGCGAUGACCGGCGCGGGGAUCGACCGCCACCUCUUCUGCCUGUACGUCGUGUCCAAGUACCUGGCCGUCGAGUCCCCGUUCCUGAAGGAAGUCCUGUCCGAGCCGUGGAGGCUGUCCACCAGCCAGACCCCUCAGCAGCAGGUGGAGCUGUUUGACCUGGAGAGGAACCCGGAGUACGUGAGCAGCGGCGGCGGCUUCGGGCCGGUUGCUGACGAUGGUUACGGCGUGUCCUACAUUCUGGUGGGAGAGAACCUCAUCAAUUUCCACAUAUCCUCCAAGUUCUCCUGCCCUGAGACGGAUUCUCAUCGCUUCGGGAAGCACCUGAGACAAGCCAUGACCGACAUCGUCGCUCUCUUUGGGUUCGGCUCCAACUCCAGAAAGUAACUCCCAGGACGGCUGCGGAAGGAAAGGGGGCGCUUCCGACAGAAACCAAAUGAAACGUAGCUGUUACUCCCGGUCCCAGUUCAGGAUGGAAAAUUGCUCUAAAAAACUCGGAACUGUUCUUGCCGUCGAGGACUUGGUGUUUUCUUGUUUUUCCAGAACAGCGGGCUCCACCCUACUCCUUCCAGGCAGGUGGGGGGCCCUUGAGGAAGCGCCCCAAACGUUUUCGCAUCGGCUCGCGUGUACUGAGGGAUGAAAACAUCACUGGGGUGGUGACUUCACACGUGUUGACAAUGGGACGCGACCGGGGACCUGGUACUUAGGGGUGUUUAAUUUUUUCGGAGUAAAACUAAAAUGUGUUCGUCCAGGGAGAGCGCGCUGGGGGGGGGAGGUGUUAGCAGCCAACAGCUGGCGCCCACGUAACGCACUAACGGACACGCUGUGCUGCUGAACACCGCGUUGUCCCCCUGGUAACCGCCCUCGUCGAGUUCGGUCGCGUGUGCUUGCCUGUCCGCGUUUCAAGCAUGUAGUUUGCGCAUCUUUAGUUUCCCUGACCUUGUGACUGUCCAGAUCCCAGUGCCUUAAACACGGAGGCCCUACAUGUAAGGGAGACCGGGCCGGGGGUUUAUUCUGUAGUCUUUAGGUGGAGUUGUGCGUGUCUUACUCCUCAGUUUACUGAGUGGAUAACCCUAAAUAGGCCUUUUCCUGUGGCUCCCGUACCCCUAGAAAGACCGGCGCCUUGCCGAGGGCAGCUCUGCGGGCGCCCCCACCCCCCUGCCUGCCUCAGCGGGAGUGGGCAUGUGUCAGAAAUGGGACGUUGGAUGGUUCAAUAUUGUGUGUCUGGAGCAUCCCCUGAACAAUAAAACAUGCUUUGUGCCUCGGCAGUGCCGCUCACCAAACUCAUGGCAGGCAGACAAGACACCUGCCCCCGAGAAAGGAACAAAACUUGAGAAAAGGGACGAGGACCCUCCAAGGUGUCAGGAGAGGGCAGUGCCGAUGCGCCAGGCGGGGAGCUUUCUGUCCCACCUGGCGAGAGAGCAGCCACGUUGUGGGGAACAGUGAACCCUUGGUGACCGACGGGGUGGCCGUGGCUGAGUGUCGACCCGUGAGCCAGAGGUUGAGGUUUGGUUCCCAGUCAGGGCGCGUUCCCCAGUUGUGGGCCCGAUCCCUCGUGGGGAUGUGCCAGGAGGCGACGGAUCGAUGAUUCUCUCUCAUCAUGGAUGUUUCUCUCUCUCCCUUCCUCUCUCUGAAAUCAGCAAAAAUGUAUUUUUAAAAAAACGUUGCGAGUGAGGGGGGCUGGGUUUCACACAGCCUGCCCGUCAGAUGGGAGUGCCUUAGCAGAAGGGGGUGAGUGACCAAAAACACGUAUGCACUGACUCCCCCUCAGUACUGAAUGUAAGAAGGAAGGGUCCCGGAAUUUGAAACGCCACUGUCUCCGUGUCCUUGGGAGCGCGGCUGUCCAUUUAAAGAACUGCGUGUGUGUGUUCUGACCCCUUUGUCCCGCUGGGCUUGCUCCGCCGGGGCUCGCGCUCAGUGACACCGGAUGGGCUGGACUGCAGGAGGAGGAGGAGGAGGUGCCGGCCACGGAGCUCGUGCGUGGCUUACUGUGUCUACGUUGUCAUGUAAAAAUCCCAUCUGAGUGGGCCAGAGAGUUUGUUUGUUUUUCUCUUAAAGUAAGAAGAAAUGAAAACCGGAAGAAAAACACACAACCAUAAUGAGAAAACCCCAGUUCAUCUGUGGUACACAGCCCAGGAGGCCCGCUCUGCCCCAGGCGGCGUGAGCCACGGCCGGCACUCGGAGCCACCUGCAUCCUGCAUUAUCGACCACUGACCAGUGUGUGUUACCAAGUGUUCACAUGUACACGUGUUAGCACUCAAAUAUAUUUGGGCUUAUCUCUCAGGUUUUAAAUAUUUUUGCUAAUCAGUGCAGUUGUCAAUGCAAUUUUUAUAUUCCUUGAAAGAUGGAAGAGUGGGUUUUUAACUGUACAUGUUGAAAGGAAGAGGUAAGAGUAUUAUGUAUUUAAUUUAAUUGGGAACAAACCAUGGUCUUAAUGGGAACUGUGGUUUGAAUUUGUUAGCUUGGACUGUCCAUUGCAUGUAAAUACAAUAUGCUCGUUUGGUUGUAAAUCUUAGAAAUGCAGUAUGAACGUUAUCAUUAAUAAAAGCAUUAAUCCAGACUACGA
Molecule: messenger RNA, 4630 nt
Organism: Eptesicus fuscus (big brown bat)
Lineage: Eukaryota; Metazoa; Chordata; Mammalia; Chiroptera; Vespertilionidae
Gene: CPT1A
Product: carnitine palmitoyltransferase 1A
Exons: 19
Coding region: 130-2451 (773 amino acids)
Biological process (GO): fatty acid metabolic process; carnitine metabolic process
Cellular component (GO): mitochondrion
Molecular function (GO): carnitine O-palmitoyltransferase activity
Source: RefSeq, a predicted model, not a curated record